CGCAAAGUACCCAGCGCGCGUAGCCCCCAAGAAGAGCUCUAUCAUGCGGACGACAUCCUUCCUGCUCGCACUCGCCGCGGUGGUACCGUCGUUCGCAAAUCCGCUACAUAUGAGGCUGCGCCGCGACUCAGUAGCUCCACCCAUCACGAACCCCACUGCGGGCACCGUGUGGCGAGCCGGGGAAACGCAGAUGAUUACAUGGGAUGUCGAGGCUUUGCACGGCGUUCACCCAUCCAAUCCUCUUGCCAAAAUUUAUCUCGGCACCGUUACCCCGCAAGGGGGGGAGAAGUUCAUGCUUGGCGACCCCCUCGCGUCUGGGUUCCCCAUUCUGGGCGGGAAUGUGAACCUGACUGUCCCCUCCGUUCCCUCGGGGGACAACUACUUCGUAUGCGUGUUUGGCAGCACCCGUGACACGAGCGCCGCAUUCACGAUCAUAGGAGUCGAUACGGACGAAGGCACUCCGUCGCAGUCACCCUUGAUUUUUGCAGGCGGACAUUUGGCUCAUUGAAAAUCAUCAUUGUAUCAUUAUUCUCCGGUUUCGUUCAAGGACAUCUUUCCCGUACUUAUUCGGUUUGCAUAGCAUACCUACAUCCUUCGCAUGUUUGCGCUCUGCGCUCAUCAGCUUGUCCUAUUCCAAGUGUCCUUCCCCUGAUGUUCAUCUUCGAUCGACAUUGCC
Messenger RNA from Trametes versicolor FP-101664 SS1, 676 nucleotides. RefSeq lists its product as uncharacterized. The record is from RefSeq and is a predicted model, not a curated record. The transcript has 4 exons. NCBI's taxonomy places the organism in Eukaryota, Fungi, Basidiomycota, Agaricomycetes, Polyporales, Polyporaceae. The coding region runs from base 44 to 508 and encodes 154 amino acids.